Carassius gibelio (silver crucian carp) is the source of this 13155-nucleotide messenger RNA. It is a transcript of the gene myo15aa, whose product is annotated as myosin XVAa. Gene Ontology annotation, cellular component: myosin complex; cytoskeleton. The transcript is spliced from 64 exons. Lineage: Eukaryota; Metazoa; Chordata; Actinopteri; Cypriniformes; Cyprinidae. The record is from RefSeq and is a predicted model, not a curated record. Gene Ontology annotation, molecular function: cytoskeletal motor activity; protein binding; ATP binding. The coding region runs from base 90 to 12728 and encodes 4212 amino acids.
ACAUUUGUAUAACAGUUUGAGUUUUCUGUCACUGACCACCCAUUUUUGGCAAAGUGGCAUAUAUUGCAUGAUUCUUGGAGAAGGACAAAAUGCCACCAAAGAAAGCAGACAAAGCUGCACCUAAGAAAGGUGCAAAGGAAGAUACAAAGGCAGCAAAAGAUGAUAAGAAAGGGGGUAAAGGAGGCAAAGGGAAAGAGGAUCCAAAGAAAGGAAAAGGAAAGGGCAAACAAGCUCCUAGUGAAUCUGAGGAGGCCUCUGAGGUGGAAAGGAGUGAGGCUGAGGACAGUGAAGCAGUGGAUGAAGAGGAUGUGCAAAGUGAGGAUGAUGGUGGUAAAAAGGGAAAAGGAAAAGCUGCUCUGAAGGGAGCGUCCAAAGCUAUUGCUGUAAAGGCUGUAGCUAAGCCAAAGCGUGGCCAGGCAGCAGAGGAAGGUGUUGAUCCAAAAACUGGUAAGCGUGCCAAUAUUAAGGCUGCAUCCAAAGCUGUGACAGGAUUCCAACCUGAAGAGAAGAAGCCACAACUUCAGCUAGGUAAAAUGAAGGACAUAAACCUGAAAGGGGCCUCUUCAGCUAUGAUGGGCUUUGCUGUUCAGGGUCAGCAGAAUGUUCAAAAGACAGAGGAUGCAAAAGCUCAUUUAAAAGGUGCUUCUAAGGUUCUCUCAGGUCUGACAGGAAAGUCCCCAUUUUUUUCAAAGCCUGCCCCCAAACAGUCUAAAAAGCUAAAAAGCACAUCUAGGCUUUUCAUGGGACUAUCUGGCAGCAAGAAGAAAAAAGGUAUGACACCAAAGGCAUUACAAAGUACAUCAAAGUUGUUUUCAGGUUUUGGAAAGUCCAAAGCUACAGAAGAUAAAAAAGAGGAGGGAGGAAGAACACUCUUAUUACUCACUAUUGGUGGAAAGGCAAAUAAAAAUGCAGCAGCCACCUCUGGACUGGGAGGCAAAUUCAAAGGCUUUUUUGGUAAAAAGAAAACUGGAGCUGCACAAUUCAAGAGUAAAGGAUGGGCUCUGGGGAAGAUAGCAGGAGCAACAAACUGGCUAACUAACAAAUUCAUCUCAUCCAAAGCAUCUAAACGACUCGGUCGCUCUGUUCGUUAUGACAGGUCAAGUGUGGGGCAAUAUCACGGCUAUCAGAAUGGAGGUUAUGAAUAUGAUGAGGAUGAGUUCAGCUAUGAGGAAGAUGACUAUGUUCAAAGCAGUUAUAGCAGAAAUAAUCCCCGGGGACGAUAUAGAAGCAGAAAUCAUGACAGCUAUGGUCAGGGGCGCUACAUCAGAGGACCACAUCAGUAUGACUACUUUGAAGAUGACCAGGAGUAUUAUGAUUAUCCUGAAGAUGAGUAUGGAUUCUAUGAUGAGGAGAAUGAAUACUAUGAUCCAGUGUAUGAGGAUGAGUAUGGAGAUGUGUAUACUGAUGAAGAUUAUUAUGAUCAGUAUCAGUAUGACGGAAGACAACCUUAUGGUUAUUAUGAUGAUAGAAUUGACUAUGGUUACAGGCAACAGAGAAUCGAUGAAUUUGGAUACCCUGUUGAUGGUAUGGAAUACUAUGAUGAAAUGGGUUAUGCUAUGGAAGAUGAAAUUGGCUACGUUGGUAAUGAUGGGGAAUAUUAUGACUAUGGAUACUAUCCAGAACAGUUUGACUAUUAUGGUGACCAACAAAAUUAUUAUAGUCCCUACGAUGGUGUUUCAGAGGCCUACAUGAUCUAUCCAGGUUAUCAAAAUGCAUACAAUCCAAACCAGUACAUGUACAGUGGAGAAAACGCUGCAGUUUACAUUGAUCCUCAGAUGGCUGUUAACCAGCCAUUUAUGUACACGGUGGAGGACGUCAUGGAACAACCAGAACCCCCAGAAAUGUACGGUAAUGAAUAUGUUCAAAUACCAACCCAGGGUAUAUUGACUGAGGAUUCAUUCAGAUUUCCAAGACCACAAGUUAGACUUUUUGGAAAGGAAAAACUUGAAAUUUCAAGUCCAGUUUCUCAGAUUCCCAGGAGUGACCAUGAGAUGUUUCCAGACCAAUAUGAACACCAGCCACUUGUUUCACCUAUGAGCUUUCCUCUAUAUACUCCACAGCAACCAGAAGCUGUACAAAGGUCAUUUUCUCCCACCCCUAUAUUAAUUCAGCAAGGGCCAGCACAAAUGAUACCACCUAAUAGUCCCAUUUUAACCCGAUCACUCCAAAUACCAUCCUCGCCUGUUCUUCAAGCAAGACCUUUUUCAUCUACAAUGCCAGUGUCACCUGUCCUAAGUAGACAUUCUUUUGGACCUGUUGGAACCGUACCACUCUCAACACCAGCAUCUCCAGUUCUGUCCGCAAGGAGAUUUGAUCCAACUAUGGGUGAUCCAGUCUCUCCCUAUUUAGUCUAUACAGAUCCCAUGUUUCAGAGACUUGAUUUUCCACAUGAAAAUAUUCAACCAGUAACAAUGAGACAAUUUAAUCAUCUCCCCUCACCACAGCUCUCCUUAAGACAAAGCAAUUUUUCAACUCGAAGCAGUCCUAUACCUCACCAAAGAUCUGAUAUGUUUGAGGAAAUGAGUCCGAGGUUCUCACCAAGGCAGUCUAGAAUGUUUGGCCCACCAUCAUACAAUAAUAAUGCACAAAGGCAGUUCUCUCCUAUCCAAAGGAGAAAAUUUAGCCCACCUUCUUCUCCACAACCAUCCAGAAGAGCGCCAUCACCAUUAGCUUCUGUAAGGGGAAGAUCUCCAACUCCCCAGAGAAAGCCAUUUGGUUCUAGAGCACCAUCCCCUCUUGUUAAUGGAAGAGAGAGCCCACCAAUGUCUCCACGAGGCUCAAUGAGAAGAAGAAGUCCUCCUUCUUCACCUAGAGCAACCCUGAGGAAAAGUGCUAGUCCUACCCCUCCAAUAAAAUCUCGUUUCAGGCCUAUUGGUAGAAGCAAUCAGGAGUCUUUCAUAUCAUCAAGAUCUAUGAGGAAAAGCUCUCUUUCACCACAACCAUCAUUACGGAGGAGGAGCCCUCCACUGUCUCCAACAAUAGACCGACAGUCACCAGAGGAGAGGUCUCCAUACCCACACCGCAGAGCCACAUCUCCCAUCCAAAGACCCCUGUCUCCAAGACCAAUAUCUCCAUUCGCUUCUAGACCUCAGAGACCUCUUUCACCAUCACCCUCAGCAUUUUCUGGCAGAAUCCAACAUGACCCACAACAUCUGCCUACUCGUUCAUCCACACGUAGAUUCAGAGGAUUUGGUGGGAACAAAGUGCCAAUGGGAACAGUUAAGCCAUCUCCUGUCAAUCCAAUUUUUCAAAGAAAAGGUCAUCAUGGUACUACUCAAAUGCAAAAUGUUGCUCCAUUUAGAUCAUCCAUCCAUAAUGCAUCCAUGGGUUCAGGAGCUUUAAAUCAAAGUGCUAGAUCCUCCCCCAUCAUGUUGGCAAGACAAGGUUCCAGACCAGCAGGGUUUCAAGACUCGAAGAGAUACUUUCUACCUGGAACACCAAAUCCACAAAGGGUUUUUCAUAGACCUGUUGGGAGAGGGCGUCCUGUUGUGAGAGUACCAAUAAGUCCUGUUUCUCUCAGGCAAUCAAUAAGAGGCCAGAGCCAUCCUCUUGUAAUGAAUGCUCAACCAUCUUUUCCUCAACGGGUUCCAAUAAAACAGCCUGGAAUACCUUCACCGCAACUCUCUGUGAGACAUGUUACAACCCCAUGUCCAUCACCUCAGCUUUCAGUGAGAGCUGGUUCACCAAUGUCUGUACAUUCACCAAUGUCUGUACGAUCUCCAUCGCCGAUCCUCUCAUCCUCUAUACAGAGAAAUGCUAUGCAUAAUGAAUUAAUCAAUCGUGCCUCACUCAGAUCACAAUUUUCUUCGAGUAUCACUCCUCAGCCUCAAGUAAUAAAUGAAUUUGCCCAGACAGUUCAACAAGGCUCAUCUCCUCUACUAACAAAUGCUUUACAGAACCCAAAUCUUGCUGCUGCUUCAUUCAGUUCACCUUUUCCAAGGUUUAAAUCUCCAAUGUCGCAGGUUAACCAAAAUUUAUCUCAGAGAUCUUCUCCAGCCUUAACAAAUGCAUUACAAAAUCCACUUCUCCGUAAUGCCACUUACCGCUCACCUCUACAAAUGUCUGCAUCUCCUCAUUCUAUAGUGGCACCUCAGGAGGUUCAGGUAACCAGUCAGAUUUCUUCUUCAAUGCUCUCUAAUGCACUGCAAAACCCUUACCUACGUAAUGCGUCUCUCAUUUCCCCACUGCAAAGAAGCACAUCUCCUUAUUCUUCUGCGGCUGCUCAGCCGGAACCGCAAAACAUUUUGCAGUCAUCUUCAGUGCUAACCAAUGCACUAAAAAAUCCUCAGUUACGCGGUGCAUCAUACAUCUCACCUCUUCAGCGGAAUACAUCUUUAUAUGCUCCAGUGAUGUCACAACCCGAACAGCAAGCAUCUGUUUUAUCAAAUGCCCUUAAGAAUCCUAAUUUAAGAAAUGCAUCCUAUUCAUCUCCUUUACAGAGAAGUCCUUCUCCUUUCCAGCAAGCACAGGAUUAUUCUUCUCCUUUGUCAAAUGCAUUAAAGAACCCAAGCCUUCAAGGUGCCUCCUUUCGACUACCUGAUACAUCAAUAAUAAAUAGGAAUUUUGGAGGCAAAAAAGAGGAGACUACUACAUCUGUUCUGUCAAGUGCUUUGCAAAACCCUAAUCUCCGGAAAGCAACUUAUAGGCUCCCAGAUGGUACAAUAAUAUCAAGAAAUGAGCCAGCACAACCAGCUCCAUCUCCCUCAAUGUUAUCCAAUGCUCUUCAGAAUCCUAACAUUCGAAAAGCAAGUUACAGGCUUCCAGAUGGAACACUUGUAUCCUCCAGCACUGAUGAAGCUGCGGACACAACAAAUUCCUCACCAUACCUGGGAAGUGCUCUACAGAAUAUUAACCUACGUAAAGCAUCCUAUAAACUACCUGAUGGUUCUCUCUUUUCUCGAAACCAACCAGCAGAACAGUCAUCCUCUCCACUUCUUUCAAGUGCUCUUCUGAAUUCAAACCUUCGUAAAGCUUCCUACAGACUUCCUGACGGAACCCUUUUGACUAAGAGCUCUGAACAAGAACCAGAGAAAUCUAUUUCAUCUAAUUUGUCAAGUGCACUACAAAAUGUUGGUAAGGCCAACUAUCGCUUACCUAGUACCGCUGGCCUGUUUAGAAAUCCAAAACAAGAGCAAGCUCCCCCUUCAAUGCUGUCCAAUGCCCUUCAGAACCAAAACCUUCGUAAAGCAUCUUACAGAUUGCCUGAUGGAUCAAUCAUGACAAGAGGUCAACCAGCUCAAAGUGAAUCUCCCACAUCACCCUUUCUGGGAAAAGCCUUGACGAAUAUUAACAUACGCAAAGCAUCCUACAAGUUGCCGUCGACACUGGGACGUUCUCCAGAGGACUCAAGGUACGCAGUAGUGACCCCUCAGAUUCAGGGCCAGUCUGGUGAACACUGGGCUCAAAAUCAAAUACUAGAUCUUCAUGAGCCAGAUGAUGUCUGGUCUUCAGAAAGAGUCCUCCCUCAUCAUACUGUUCAGAACCUCACAAAAUGGUCCAUGUAUAGGGAUGAAGAACUGGAGAAUUUUGUCAUCCCUGUGUUUCCUGGCCAAGAGACAGAUAGCACAGAACCUGCAUGGCUCCCAGAUAGAGAAGGCGAACCUCAAGGGAACUGGUAUGACAAGAUGUACUCAAUUCGAAGUCUGCCCACAAUGUUGUACCGUGAAUGUGCAGAGGAGGAUGGCUUUGAGGACAUGACACAGCUUGAGGAGCUACACGAAGGUGCUGUGUUACUAAAUUUGAAGAAAAGGUUUGACCGCAAUUUGAUAUAUACUUACAUUGGAAGCAUCCUGGUGUCUGUUAACCCAUACAAGAUGUUCAACAUCUAUGGAACAGACAUGGUUCUGCAACACAAAGGACAUGCACUUGGAGAGAAUCCUCCACAUCUAUUUGCUAUUGCAAAUGCCUCAUACACAAAAAUGAUGGAUGCCAAAGAAAACCAGUGCAUUAUUAUCAGUGGGGAGAGUGGCUCUGGUAAAACAGAGACCACGAAGCUAGUUCUCCGGUACUUAGCCGCAAUACAUCACAAACAGAACAUCACACAGCAGAUUCUUGAAGCAACUCCUCUUUUAGAGUCUUUUGGAAAUGCCAAAACCGUACGGAACGAUAACUCCAGUCGAUUUGGGAAAUACAUGGAAAUAUUUAUGGAAGAAGGGGUAAUCAGCGGUGCCAUAACCUCACAGUAUCUACUUGAAAAGUCCAGGAUUGUGUUUCAGGCCAAAGAUGAAAGAAACUAUCACAUUUUCUAUGAGAUGCUUGCUGGCCUUCCUUCACAGCAGAAACAGUCUUUAUACCUUCAAGACGCAGAGACGUAUUAUUACCUCAAUCAAGGUGGAGACUGUGAGAUUGUUGGCAAAAGUGAUGGCGAGGACUUCCGCAGGCUCCUCAGCGCCAUGGAAAUACUUCACUUCAGCGCCGAAGACCAGAGCGCUAUCUUCAGGAUCCUGUCUUCCAUCCUCCACUUAGGAAAUGUCUUCUUUGAGAGAUAUGAGACUGAAUCUCAGGAAGUGGCAUCAGUUGUGAGCGCUCAGGAGAUCCGAGUGGUGGCUGAAAUUCUACAGAUUUCCCCCGAGGGUCUACAGAAGUCCAUUACUUUUAAAGUCACGGAAACAAUGAGGGAAAAGAUCUUCACCCCCUUGACUGUUGAGAGUGCAAUUGAUGCCAGAGAUGCUGUUGCCAAGAUCCUGUAUUCCCUUCUGUUCAGCUGGCUAACAGACAGAAUAAAUACGCAGGUUUAUCCUCGGAAUGAAGCACUUUCUAUCUCCAUCCUUGAUAUCUAUGGAUUUGAGGACCUUACCUUCAACAGCUUUGAACAGCUUUGCAUAAAUUAUGCAAAUGAGUACCUUCAGUUCUUUUUCAACAGGGUCAUUUUCAAAGAAGAACAAGAGGAAUAUAACAGAGAGCAAAUCAGCUGGGAAGAUGUGCCUUUCUCUGACAACCAGGCCUGUAUUGACCUUAUUGCAGCAAAGCCACAUGGGAUACUCCGAAUUCUCGAUGACCAGAGCGGGUUUCCCCAGGCUACAGACCACACCUUCCUUCAGAAAUGCCACUACCACCAUGGCAACAAUCCACUGUAUUCCAAGCCAAAAAUGCCUCUCCCUGAAUUUACUAUCAAGCAUUAUGCUGGGAAGGUCACAUAUCAGGUUCAUAAAUUUCUGGAUAAGAAUUACGAUCAAGUUCGCCAGGAUGUUCUUGACCUUUUUAUUCAGAGCAAAAACAAGAUGGUUGCAUAUCUCUUUAUGAGCUAUGCUGAGGCCCUCAACCAACAGAAAUCCCAUGUUGGGAAGAACAGCACAGUAACGCGGCGCCAUCAGGCCUCAACGGUGGCGGCAAAGUUCCAGCUUUCCCUCAUGGAGCUCAUUGAAAAGAUGGAGAGAGCCAACCCAUAUUUUGUGAGGUGCAUAAAGCCAAACCAAAACAAGGAGCCUGGUGUGUUUGACAUGGAGCUGGUCAGUUCCCAACUCAACUAUUCGGGGAUUCUGGAAACAAUUCGAAUCAGGAGAGAGGGCUAUCCGAUCAGAAUACCAUUUGAUGUCUUCCUUUUCAGAUACAAGUCCCUGCUAGGCCUCAAACAGCCUCCUCCUGCCAAUGGUGAAAACUGUGUCAUCAUGUUGGGGAAGCUUUGUCCCGUUAGACCAGGAGCAUUUCAAGUUGGUGUCACCAAGUUGUUCAUGAAAGAGGACAUAUACUUCCUGUUGGAGAGCAAGAGGGACCGAGUAAGGCAUGUAGCCGCACUGACUCUGCAGCGUUACGUCAGGAUGUUCUUUGUGAGAAAACGUUAUACGGCCUUCCGCAUGAAGAUCAUACGCCUGCAGGCCCACUGCCGAGGCUUUCUCACAAGGAAACGGUACGUGAAAAUGAGAGCUAGCCUGGUCAAAUUCCGCUCUCUGAUCCAUAUGUACGUUGAUCGCAAGAGAUACAUCAAGCUGAGAUACGAGGCCAGGAGAAAGGCAGAAGAGGAGCAAAGGAGAAUAGAAAUGGAGCUGUCUAAGCGGGAAGUGGUCAACGUCACUCAUCUGGUCAUUCCAGCUGAACUCGGAGCAUUGCUGCAAGCAGCUGCCGGUGGUAGAGAGUUCCAUUCUGAUUGCUUGGCUUUAGUGCAGGCUCCCACAGUUCAGGUGGAGUCACAGCUCACGCUACCUCUUGAUAUCAACAACUACACCAUCUCCAAAUUUGUCCAGAUUAACUUCAAAGAGGCAAAGUUUGGAAUGUUAACUGCACCUUUGAAGACACCACUAACCCACAUCGAUGAGGAUCUUACACAUGACGCUCUAGAUGUCUUUGUCAUGAUCUUGAGGUUUAUGGGUGACCCACAUUUAAAUGGUGCUCAGGAGAAUUUAUUUGGAAACUACAUCAUCCAGAAGGGGCUUAGCAACCCUGGCCUGCGGGAUGAAAUCUUAUGUCAAACUGCCAAUCAGGUUUGGAGAAACCCCAAUCCAGAUAACUCAGAGAGAGGCUGGCUGCUGCUGCUAGCCUGCCUGAGUGCGUUUGCACCUUCAGCCAAAAUGGAGAAAUACCUUCUGAAGUUUGUCUCAGAUCAUGCCUAUAAUGGAUUCAAAGCUGUCGGCCAACACAAGCUCAUUCAAGCCAUGCAAAAGUCCCUGUAUGGACCGGAGACAGCUAGGACUUACCCAUUGUCCCUUCUGGAAUGGACAGCCAAUAGGAAGAAAGCAAACAUGGUUUUGCAAGUGCACUGUUUUGAUGGGACAUCUUUCCUUUGCCCUGUGCACUCCUGGACGAGUGGGGAGGAGCUGGCUGGAGAUAUUCUACAGCACAGGGGUGUGACGGAGGCCUGGAAGGGGUGUUCUGUCAUCAUGAAGGAGCACGGACAGUGGGCGGAGCUCGCAGGGCACGAUUAUGUAAUGGAUUUGAUCGCAGACAUGGAACUGAUGAGAAAUUUUCCCAAGCAAAAAUCCUACUUCAUCAUCUCCGCUGAGAGUCCCACCAGAACUAGGCCCAAUGCCAGCCUGGCUCUGUUUGGAAGCGGGUUUGAUUCUGAUGAUGACAGCUCACUUCUGCUCCCCCAGACAAUGCCAAGCUCCAGUCUGCCAGAUUUAGAUGGAUAUUACAGCCACGAAACAGACUUCAGUGAAGCACCCACUCAGAAAGGCAUGGACAGAUACCUGGACAGCUUGUUUGACCCAGUUCUGUCUGAUGGUAAUGGGGAUUUUGAGAAGUCAUCCAGCAUGUCCAGCCGUAUGAAGGGAGCCGGUGGGAUUGGAGGGCAGGAUGGGGACAUAGAGAAGCCCCUCUCCAGCAGGCCUUAUCCCCCCGGACUGCAGCCCGGUGCGGUGCCAGUUCUACCUGUUAUGGGAGGAACAAUGAUGCCACCUAUACCUAUGCCAGCUAUGUCUUCUGUGCCUCAUGCACACGCCUCUACCGCCGUACCUUCAGUACCCUCAAUGCCAGCUAUGCCUUCUAUGCCAGCUUUCCCUGCUAUGCCAUCUUUGCCGGCUGUGCCUAAUGUGCCACCAUUGCCUGAUAUGUCAGGUGUAGAUCCAGCUGUGUUAGCACAGCAGCAGCAAGCCAUCAUCAACCAGCAAGCGAUUAUACUGGCUCAGCAGAUGACAAUGCAAGCCAUGGCCCUCCAGCAGCAGAUGUAUAAUUCAGCGCAGCACACACACAGCGAGCAUGUGCCAGCUCCCCGUUCCAGCCAGUACAGCCCUAUUAAACAAGAAUCUGGACCUGUUUCCUACAAACCAACCCCGGCUUCUCCACCACAGAAAUCUUCACCGCGACAGUACAGCCCGACUAGAAGGGAUCCACCAGCGGGAGAUGUGGUGCGAGCCACGGUCUCAAACUCUGAACACUUAGAGCCAAGUCACAACAUCAAAGACAUUAUCAAGCAGUACCAAACAAACCCUGUCAAACCAGCCGAGACAGCCAGGAGGGAAGCCAAAGUGUUUCUGAAGAAACCAGACCCCCAUGAUCAAGCGAUGAUGAUUCUUAAGGACCAGAUGAGUGCUCCACCUCCACAGCGAAAGAAAACCUACACGCCAGUCUCUCCGUCAUCCUCUGCUAAGGAGUUGGAUUAUGACGGUGGGGCACUGAAACCAGCAAAGAGCAUCAAGAUGCAGCGAUCACCUCCUGUGCCAGCUGUUAGUCAGAGAUUCCCAGCACCUGCACCUGUAUCAAGGGAACUUCCGGUAGAGGAGGAGAAUAUUCAGACUCAGCUACACAGGAGGAGCAGUGAAGAGCACUACACCUACACCAAUGUCCCAUGGAAGAUCUACUUGAGGAAAGAGGUUUUUUAUCCCAAAGACAGCUUCAACCACCCGCUGAUGUUAGACCUGUUGUUCAAGCAGAUUGUCCAUGACACUUUCUCAGAGGCUUGCAUUCGCAUUACAACAGAAGAAAGGCAGAAGAUGAAAUCCCUUUUUGUGGAGCACAACAUUGACACGAAUGCCACCAUCCAGGAUGAGAAUGUGAAGAAGAAGAUUGUGCUUGCUGCAAGAGACACGUGGGACAUCUACUUCUCACGCCUCUUCCCAGCAUCUGGCAGUGUUGGCACAGGAGUCCAGGUGCUGUCUGUAUCUCAUAGAGGGAUCAAGCUUUUGAAAAUGGUCAGGAGCAGUGCGGUCGCUCCAGACUACUUCAGAGUUCUGCGACCCUACAGCUACACAGACAUCAUGUUCGUCACCAUUCCUUCCAAAAACAUGCUGGAGUUCAACCUCACCAAUGAGAAACUGAUUCUGUUCUCUGCCAAAGCUCCUCAGGUCAAAACCAUGAUUGACUACUUUAUCACAGAGCUGAAAAAGGACUCAGACUAUGUCGUUGCUGUGCGUAAUUACAUUACAGAUGACAGAAUGCUGCUCAGUUUCCACAAAGGAGACAUCAUACGCUUGCAGAAAAUGGAAGGCCUAGAUUCAGGCUGGAAGUUUGGGGCCAUUCAUGGGCGAUCUGGGGUUUUUCCUGUGGAGUUUGUUCAGCCAGUGGCUGCUCCUGACUUCAUUAACAUUCCUGUGGACAAGAAAGAGGAACCCAAGAAUAAGCAGGGUCGCGUGGCCGCCUCAGCAGCUGUGGCAGUGGCUGUAGGUUCUGCCGCCGCAGCCCAUGAACUCGACCGGUCUAUUGAGGUGGCGUCUUCUGUCAGUGAGUAUGCAGAGGCCUACGCAGACCGCUCUGAUAUGGACAUCGAUGAGAGGAUCUUGCAAGACAGCCAAUACAACAUGGUGGAGUUUGCAAAGAAAUAUUUCAGAGGGGCCCAGAGAAAAAAUGGUGAUUCGUAUAAGAAAAAGUCAAAGAAAACAAAGGAAUCCAGGGAACCAUCAGAAAUGGUGAAAUUUUCCAAGUCUCCCAUUCAAGAGUCCCUAAUCGAGUUCACUGACGAAAACAUGAACAAAAUAGCUGCAGAGAUUUUUCUUGCUAUAAUGAAGUUCAUGGGAGACUACCCUAUGAAAAGCCAGACGGAGCAGGAGAUUGUGAGCACCAUCCUAAGGCUGAGUGGCGAGUAUGGACUAAUGAGGGAUGAAGCGUACUGCCAAGUCCUCAAGCAGAUCACAGCGAACACCAGCUCCAAGACGGAGAGUUGUCAGAGGGGCUGGAGGAUGCUGUACAUCCUCACUGCAUACUACAAGUGUUCAGAGGCGCUUAAACCUUACCUGCUGAAGUACCUUCUAGACGUCUGUGCAAGUCCAGGGGUGCACUUUCAAGGUAUUUCCAAGGCUUGUGAGCAAAACCUAAGGAAGACGUUCCAGUAUGGUGGACGUGUUGAACAUCCUAAUGGGAUGGAAUUGAAAGCUAUGCUGGCUGGAAGGAGUUCCAAACGCCAGUUGUUUCUUCUUCCUGGUGGAAUUGAACGCCAUCUAAAGAUCAAAACCUGCUCAGUUGCUUUGGAUGCCAUUGAAGAGCUGUGCUAUGAGAUGGGUCUACAUAAACUUGAAGCCCUGGAUGAAUAUGCUAUAUUUGUGGUCACAAACAGAGGUCAGAAUGUUUGCCCUCUAAACAAAAGGGAGUACAUCUUGGAUGUUGCUACAGAAGCUGAACAUGUUGACAGCAACUACAGUCUGUGGUUUCGAAGAGUGAUCUGGACGCAGCCACUGAAGUUUGACAAUGAGCUCGGAGUCACUAUGCAUUACAAUCAGGUGUCCCCUGACUACUUAAAAGGGCUGCUCAAUGUUGUCCCACAGGGUAAAGCCAGUGAGCAGCAGCUUCAGCAAGUGUCAAAACUGGCAGCUCUGCAACAUCGUGCCAAGGAUUCGAUCCACCUGCCAACCUCUCAUGAGGUUCAGGAGUAUAUCCCCUCCCAGCUCUUCGGUCUCCAGCGGCACCAGCAGUGGUUAAACAUGGUGACCCAGCACAUGCAGCAGGUGCAGGCCCUCACUCCUCAUCAGGCCAAAGCACAAUUUCUGGGGCUCGUGAGUGCUUUCCCCAUGUUUGGCUCGUCGUUCUUCUACAUACAGAGCAGCAGUAAUAGUGCUAUCGACACCCCCUGCAUUCUGGCUGUCAACCAAAAUGGUCUGAACUUUCUAAGAAAAGAUACUCAUGAGCCGAUGGUGAAGUUUCCGCUGAAGGAAGUCCAGUCCACCCGUACACAGAGGCCCACAGCUGGCUCCAGUUACCCAUAUGUGGAGAUAAUGCUGGGUGACCUAAUGUCUCAACGCAUUACACAGUUACAGCUGGACCAGAGUCUUGAGCUGUGCCGUGUUAUCGCCAUGCAUAUGGAAAACCUGCUGUCCGUACGAGAGAAGAGACUUACUCUGCCGCCCAGUGAAAUCACUCUGCUCUAGCUCAAAUUAUAUUUAUAUUACUUUUAUGGCAAUAAUUGCAAUCAGACACUAUUGAACUCCUACACGUCUAAAGCCAGCUGUCAUUUUUGCCUGUUUGCAAUUUCAAAACCAAGUUCCAAGAUGAACUUGUUAUGCACAGUAAUUUGCAUGGAUUCUGUUAGGUUGAACAUAUGGGCCUAUAAUUGAAAACAGUAUAGUACUACCUCUAGUUCUGGACAUGUGAUCAGCAAGACUUUAUUUUUGUAUGAGAGAGUUCCUCUCUUAAAUACGGAUUUGCACUACUUGAGACUAUUGUAUGUUUUCAAUAUUUAUAUAUUGUUUGCAUUUAUAUGUCAUGUGGAUUUGAAUGGGAAAUUAACUAUAUGCACAAUGAAUGUAAGUGUAAUAUGAAGUCUUUAUUCUAAAUAAUUAAAAACAUCACAAUUGA